AGGCAUAGGGAAGGGAGAUAGUGCUAGCUCUAAUGGUGUUCCUCGUAUUCAUUUGAAAAAUGAUUUUCAACUAUACUGAUCUGAUUUCUAUGGGUCUUAUCAAAAUAAUUCAACCUAUGAUACAAUAAAUUAUCCAAAACCUAAAAAUCAAAUCAAGACUCGACUUAGUCGUCACCCAUCCAAAUAUACUUGAGUAAAUGUGAAUAUAUAUGUAUAUAUUUAGUUAGUUUGAAAAAUGUCCACAAGUCUUAUAUAUUUUAUUUGAUUUGAAUCGUCACUCUUAUUCUAUAUAUCUUGUCAACUUGUGUGUUCACUUCAUUCAUCGGCAUUAAAGCUGCCCUCUACUCUUCUUCCUCAUUAGCUUGGUGAUCUUCCUCUAUACAAUCUAUCUAUCUAUCUAUCUAUCUAUCUAUCUAUAGUUCUCCUCUGUCUCUCAACUUGUAUCAUCUCUUUCAAUGGCAUUAAAAGAAGUUAACGAGCCCUCUGCUUCCUUAACUAGGUGGUGGUCGGAAAACACCGUAGCGGUUGUGACCGGAGGAAAUAGAGGGAUCGGAUUCUCUCUAGUUAAGAAACUCGCCGAGCUUGGAUUAACUGUAGUCCUAACUUGUAGAGAUGAUUCUAAAGGUCAAGAAGCAAUUGAAUCACUCAAAUCUCAAGGACUCAAUAAUGUUCGAUUCUUCCGAUUAGAUGUUAUGGACACUGCUUGCAUCAAUGAACUGGUUUCAUGGUUGAAAGAAGCAUUUGGAGGUCUUGAUAUACUUGUGAAUAAUGCUGCUGUAUCGUUCAACGAGAUCAACGAGAACUCGAUGCAACACGCCGAAACCACCAUCAAGACAAACUACUAUGGACCGAAGUUGUUAACCGAAGCUCUGCUACCACUGUUCCGCCGUUCCGAAUCCGUAAGCAGGAUUUUGAAUGUUAGCUCGCGUCUUGGCUUGUUGAACAAGGUGAGUAAUCCUGUUGUAAGGGAGUUAUUAGAAGACGAAGACAGAUUAUGCGAAGAACGUAUAGAUUUUGUUGUAAAUCGAUUUCUUGAAGAUGUUACUACUGGUACUUGGGAAAGAGAAGGAUGGCCAAAGGUAUGGACAGAUUACGCAGUCUCGAAAGUAGGAUUGAAUGCGUACUCUCGAGUUUUAGCUAAGCGUUAUGAUGGGUUGGGAUUAUCUGUCAAUUGUUUAUGCCCCGGGUUUACACAGACAGACAUGACCGCCGGAAAAGGAAAUCACUCGGCGGAUUCAGCUGCGGAAAUGGCUGCACAAAUUGUCUUACUACCACCUGAGAAACUUCCCACUGGCAAGUUUUAUAUAAAAAACAAACCAUUCUUGUACUCGAAGAUAUAAAAGAUUAAGUGGUUAUUAAGUUACUAAUUAAGGUAUUAAGGUCGAUUGAAAGGAAGCCUUCUAUAUGCUGAUUAAAAUGUAUUGCGUCUAUUAAUGACUAGUGAUUUUGGAAAAUUCUAUCUAAUCAAUUAAGUUGA
Papaver somniferum (opium poppy) is the source of this 1477-nucleotide messenger RNA. RefSeq names its product salutaridine reductase-like. Gene Ontology annotation, cellular component: membrane. The record is from RefSeq and is a predicted model, not a curated record. Bases 456 to 1340 code for a protein of 294 amino acids. Lineage: Eukaryota; Viridiplantae; Streptophyta; Magnoliopsida; Ranunculales; Papaveraceae. Gene Ontology annotation, molecular function: oxidoreductase activity, acting on the CH-OH group of donors, NAD or NADP as acceptor. The transcript has 4 exons.